Cylicostephanus goldi is the source of this 558-nucleotide messenger RNA. The record is from the annotation of a GenBank genome assembly. NCBI's taxonomy places the organism in Eukaryota, Metazoa, Nematoda, Chromadorea, Rhabditida, Strongylidae.
AUGUUUGCAGAGAGGUCGAGGCUGGACGGCCGCACGGAGCGGAGAUGCUUUGCUCCGGCUACUUUGAUAAGUCCUUUAGCUAAUAUGCCUCUGGAGCUACACUUUGCCGUGCUCGCUUAUGAUAGGAUGUCAGCUCAGCGAAAUGCACAAACCGCUGACUUGGCUAAGUCGAUCUAUCAGAAGUAUAUCUCCCUUCGGACUGCAUCCAGUUGCUUCAGUUUCAUACCCCACAAGUUGCGACAAGAGAUCGGUAUCCGACUGAAGCAAACUGGCUCCGCUUUUCCGGAUGCUCGGCUUUUUUCGCCUAUAUUGCCAUAUCUGGAUUCAUUUCUGCGGCAGCAACACGAGCAGUUCGUUUGUUCCGAGGAAUUUCUGGACGCGUUUAACCGGGUGAACAUGGGUGUUGAGGAGGCUGGGGACAAUAUAUCAGAGCGUCGUCGAUCCAGCGGAAGCAAGAAACCACAGCUCACUGCAGAAAUGUUGAUGAAAUCACGACAUGAUCGGGAGCACGUCCUAGGAGAGAGGAAAGAUCUUAUAAGGCUAGUGACGUUUACGUAA